Phytophthora sojae is the source of this 1638-nucleotide messenger RNA. RefSeq lists its product as hypothetical. NCBI's taxonomy places the organism in Eukaryota, Oomycota, Peronosporomycetes, Peronosporales, Peronosporaceae. The coding region runs from base 1 to 1638 and encodes 545 amino acids. The record is from RefSeq and is a predicted model, not a curated record. The transcript has a single exon.
AUGCCCUGCCGCGGCGUGACCACGCAGGGCAAGCCGUGCGCCAUCUCGUUCGGCCUCGACGCCGACGGCUACUGCAAGUAUCACGCGCGUGACGCUGCGCAGUGUCUCGGCAUCGCCCGCACCUCGGGCCAGCGCUGCCGAGUCAAAUGGGACCUCGACGAGGCCGGCUACUGCGCGCACCAUCGGUCUCAAGCGCCGGUGCCUCCCGUCUCCGCCACCCCCGGCGCGUGUCAUGGCGUGACCAAGCGCGGCUCGCCGUGCUCCGUCACGUGGAAUCUGGACGCCGACGGCUUCUGCAAGUACCACGCGCCCAACGCCAGCCAGUGCAAGGGCAUCGCGCGCGCCUCUGGCCGCCGCUGCAAGGUCAAAUGGGGGCUGGACGCCCGCGGCUACUGCCAGUUCCACCAGCGGGUGGACGCCCCCGUCACGGGACAGUGCGCGGCCGUGCUGCCCAAUACAGGACGGCGCUGUCCCCAGACGGUGGGGAUCGAUGCCGACGGGUUCUGCACAGCUCAUCGCGUCGUCAAGACGGAGCUGCCGCUGUGUAUGGGGGUGCUGCCGGGCUCGGACCAGCGCUGUAGGAAUAACGCGAAGACAGGGUACGACUACUGCUGCGCGGCGCACGACCCCAAGUUCGCGGCGUCUUUUGUGCCUCCGAGUCUGUUCAACGACCCGGGACUCAGGAGCAGCGUGGAGGCGGAUAUCGUCAAGAAGUUCAAGGGGCGGGACCUGUACCAUGGAGACAAGCUGGACUUGAAUACCGUGGGGGCAGUGGAGCUGGACCAUAUUCUAGAGAAGCAGUGCUUCGCGUACGCCUUCCAGCGCGUUGAGUUCCGAGCUGGAGAGGAGGAGGCACAGGAUGUGGCGUUCAUGCUGCGGGAGGAGAUCGUCAACGAACUGCCGAAUUUGUGUUUAACGCGCGCGACCACGAACAAGAUGAAAGGGGCCGCUAUCUCAAGGUUCCUCGACGACUCGCUGACGGGCCACCGAGGACUGAAGAUGUUCACGGACUACAUGCUGGCCGAGAAACGCGACGACACUCGUCUCGCGCGAGACGUGACUCGGAGGAUUCGAAGCGAAAUGGGCUCUGCCCUUCGAAGGUGUCAGUGGAAAUUAGCUGACGAGGGGGAAACGCCUGCUCUGGAUGCACUUAGCGCUGAAUUACAGCAGUUAUACGUGGAUAUGGACCUCCACACUUCACAUACUGGCAAGACAAAGCCAAAGACGGCCGUGGCGGUGGAGACCAAGGCUCCAGUAGAAGACAAAGAUGAGGAGUACGUUCUGGUUGACUCAGCGACAGCAGACACCUGGACUGUGGUGGACAUCAAGCGCUCCGUUAAAGUUGAAGUGACUCAGCCCAAGCUAAGCGCGGAUGCAAAGCCGUUCGUACCGGGGGCAGUUCAAUCGGGUUCAAGCUCUAUAGUGGCUGGCGUGGCAGUCGAUCACAUCAAACGCGAGCCAGACAAGGUUAAGAGCGAAAUAAGUGUGAAUAUUGCCUCGGGAAGGGAUAAGGCUGACUGCAUGAAGACGAAUCAAGCGACAAGGACGCCGAAAAGUGAAACGCAGGACAGGCAGCUUGCAUCGGAGCCGUCCCCUGAAGGUGAAAUGAAAGAAGAGAAGAAAACUGCACAGAGGUGA